Molecule: messenger RNA, 1389 nt
Organism: Neoarthrinium moseri
Lineage: Eukaryota; Fungi; Ascomycota; Sordariomycetes; Amphisphaeriales; Apiosporaceae
Exons: 6
Coding region: 1-1389 (462 amino acids)
Source: RefSeq, a predicted model, not a curated record
AUGGAAGAACCAAUUGCCCAGAGAAUCGAUCCACGCUGUCCCAUCUGCCACAAGUCUUAUGCCGAUGAUAAAAACCGAGCAAACAUGUCUCGUAUUGUCGCAAAAAGCGCCGGUCUAGUCCAGUGUCUAGAAGAAAGGCUUGUGAUGAAUGCGUACGAGCGAAGGUUCGCUGCAACUUCGAUCCUGCGGGCUGCUCUCGGUGCACGUCCAGAGGCAACUCCUGUGCUUAUCAAGGUCGUCCUUUGCGGAACCCAGGACAACCUGACUUUGUCCCUCGAUGAGUUUCAGCCCGACGUUACUGCUCCUCUUAUCGACACGAUAUCGGGCAACAUGCAGAUCCCGUACGCAGCUAUAGCAUGGAACAAUGAAGCCUUAGAAACUCAAGUUUCAAGGUUUCUAGACUCGAUGCCUCUGAAUGAAGAAUACUAUGUCGGAAUUGACGUGGAACCUGAGAGAGAGCGCGACGAGCUCCAGUGCGUUCCGAAUUCUAUCCCAGCCGCAGGACACUCACGACAGCUCUCACCAUCCAUGCUGGCAUCCAUACCGUACCAAGACCCUUCUUUCGUGCUUGAACGCCGCGAUUGCUCCGAACCCGAGCUUGAGCUUACUGGCGAUCUUGCUCUGCAUAUCCUACGCUCCUAUGUUCGCAUGAUCGCCGAUCGCGACUCGCUUCCCCCUUUCGUCCAUCCAAAAUAUCAGAAUUUUGCGGGGAGCAAUACAAGUCGUCCAAGCCCACUCUAUGCCGCUAUAACAUUAGCAAAAAUGCUAUAUCUUGGCUGCAAAAUGGAUAAGACCCUCAUAUGGAGACUGAUUAGGAUGGAACAAGAGCGACUACUCAACGAUCACCCAAAGUUUAAUAAGUGGGAGCUUCUCGAGGCGCUGCAAUCUCUUAUUGUCUACAUCUUAAUGAGGAUUACUGAGGGACGUCAUGACUAUACCAAUUUCGAUACCCAACUCCUGAUUUCAGUGAAUACUAUCUGUCGUCAUAUUACGACUAAGUUGGGGAUGCUUGUCAGCUUUGAUGAGCUUGAAGGUGAAAUGAUGUCGUGGGAGGAAUGGGUCUUUUACGAAUCGCGCCGCCGGUCUGCGACUAUCUUUCUCAUUAUUGACAGCAUCCUCCACGCUCGAAUAGCGGACCCUGCCCCGUCCAUGCCGGAGUACACUUCAUCCCCUGCGCCUUGCCCUUCAGCGCUGUGGGUUGCUGAGAGCGAAAGGGACUGGACUGUCAAUUACGCCGGACAUCUUCAAACUAAUGCAGCGCUUGGGAUGCUCACGAACGGAGAUCUUGUCGCACUCAAGGAAGCAGCCGGGGAGCAACACGACAGGUGGUAUGCCUACGCCGAUUCGUUUGGCCUUCUAGUGACCCUUGCGGCAAACUUGAUCAUCUAG